Abrus precatorius (Indian licorice) is the source of this 2177-nucleotide messenger RNA. RefSeq names its product 65-kDa microtubule-associated protein 8. NCBI's taxonomy places the organism in Eukaryota, Viridiplantae, Streptophyta, Magnoliopsida, Fabales, Fabaceae. The coding region runs from base 141 to 1925 and encodes 594 amino acids. The record is from RefSeq and is a predicted model, not a curated record. Gene Ontology annotation, biological process: microtubule cytoskeleton organization. Gene Ontology annotation, molecular function: microtubule binding. Gene Ontology annotation, cellular component: cytoplasm; spindle. The transcript has 11 exons.
UAAAUACUAUCCCCACUGACACCAAAACUUCUUUCUCAUCAUUCUUGAAUUUCGCCUCUUCAUUCUUUAAUUUUCUAUCCAGGAAGUUAACUCCAUAGUGGUCUCUAAGUUAUCUAUACUGAAAGGUACCAUAAAAUCAAAUGGGUUCAUUCCAGACACCAAUUGGAAUGAGAAGCUCCACAUUGCUAGAGACUUCAUGUGGAUUCCUGCUACAGGAAUUGCAGAUCAUAUGGGAUGAAGUUGGAGAAGAUAAGUUCGAAAGGGAGAAGGUUUUGCUAGAUUUGGAGCAAGAGUGCCUUGAGGUUUACAGAAGAAAAGUUGACAGAGCAAAUAUAUCUAGAGCUCGUCUGCAUCAAGAAUUGGCUGAGGCUGAGGCUGAAUUUACCCACCUUCUUUUGUCCCUUGGUGAAAGAUCUCUACCUGGACGGCCAGAAAAAAGAGCGGGUACACUAAAAGAGCAGCUAGAUUCAAUCACUCCAGCACUUCAGGAAAUGCGUAUGAGGAAAGAAGAUAGGUUAAAACAAUUCCGCGCCGUGCAAGGUCAAAUUCAAAAAAUUUCUGCAGAAAUUGCAGGUAACUCGGACAGUGAACCCUCAACCAUUGUAGUAAACGAGAAUGAUCUUUCACUAAAAAGACUAGAGGAGUAUCAGAGUGAAUUGCAAAGACUUUACAAUGAGAAGAAUGAAAGACUUCAGCAAGUGGAGAAAUAUAUCGACAUGAUACACAGCUUGUCCACGAUCUUGGGAAAAGAUUCUUCUGCGAUCAUCAUGGAAGUUCAUCCAAGCUUGAACGACUUGUGUGGAAUAACAAAAAAUAUAAGCGACACUAUUCUGGAUAAACUCAAUACCACAGUGGAGUCCCUCUUUGAAGAAAAGCAAAAUCGGCUGGACAAGCUUCAUCAUUUAGGCAAAGCACUGUCAAAUCUUUGGAAUCUUAUGGAUACGCCAUACAGUGAACGACAAUCGUUUUCCCAUGUAAUCAAUUUGUUGUCAGUCUCAUCUGCGGAAGUAACAGAUCCAGGAAGUCUUACUCUAGAAAUAGUUCAGCAGACUGAAGCUGAAGUAAAGAGAUUGGAUCAACUAAAAGCAAGCAAGAUGAAGGAGCUAUUCCAGAAGAAGCAGGAGGAACUGGAGUUGAUAUGCAAGAAAUCACACGUGGAGAUUCCUUCACGGGCAGAGAUGAACAAUAUAAUUAACCUCAUAAACUCAGGGGAGAUUGACCAUUCCGAUCUCCUCAUGAGCAUGGAUGAACAGAUAUCAAGAGCAAAAGAAGAGGCAUCUAGCAGGAAGGCUAUAAUGGAGAAAGUGGAGAAGUGGAUGUUAGCACGUGAUGAGGAGCGCUGGCUAGAAGAAUAUAGCAGGGAUGAGAAUCGAUACUCAGUCAGUAGAGGAGCUCACAAAAACUUGAGACGUGCUGAACGUGCCCGUAUAAUGGUCAGCAGAAUGCCAGCUAUGGUAGAUUUGCUAAUAAAAAUGACCAGGAGUUGGGAGGAAGAAAGAAAUAAAAUUUUCUUGUACGAUCAGGUACCUCUAAUGGCAAUAUUGGAAGAAUAUAAUAUACUAAGGCGAGAAAAGGAGGAGGAUAAGAAAAGACAGCAGCCGUGGGAAAAGAAAAAGGUUCAAAACCAAGCAGUCAUUGAGCGAGAUAUUACUUAUGCGUCUAGACCAAGCACCGGCAGUAGGCGUCUUCCAAGUCGAAACCUGAAUGGAGGUCUAGACUCCAUGCCCCUGAACAGAAGGCUUUCUAUGAGUAUCCAACAGCUGGGAUCCAACAGCAUAAAUUCAGGAAAUCAAGGCAUAGCAUUCUUUAAGGAUGGAAGGAAUGUACAAAGAAAAAAGAUUUUUGGUGAACCUGGCUUCGCUUCUCAUACAAGAGACGAGACAUCUUCUAUGGUGUCAACACACGCUGGACCUUUUUCUCCUUAAAUUUCUUUAUUAAAAACAUAGAUUUUGACUGAAAAUACUUUAUAAAGCUUGCUUUCCAAGAAAACUGUUGUGGACCUGCAAAAGAAUAAGUUCAAACACACCGAGCAUAGGAAUUUUUAUGUACUUAUGUUUAUGCGCUUAAAUUUGCCCAAAUGGAUGAGAGCUCAUACUUGAUUGAUGUCAGCUGCAAACAGAUUAAAUUCUUGACUCAUUGUUCUAUUUACAAUCUUGUAUCAUACAGUGUUUUUGCUC